UACAAACUGAGCAAACUCAGCAAACCAACGCGAAGCAGCAGGAACCAAUGAGGGCUCGGCUGAGCUUGGCGAGUUAAUUUGUUGAACCAAGAUAUGUUUGUUGAUGCUAAUGCAUCUCAUCUGGCGCCAAAUCAUCCAGCUUGCUUCUCUUCCCAACAAUCAAUCACCCCGCAUCGACCCCUCCAUGCCCCUUCUUACAUGUCACCACUCCACCAAUGCUUCGCCGGCCAAGGUGUGACGCGGCUCCUGGCCAGUGGUUGCUUGCUGGGGUCUACCGGUCAGGGAACAGCAGCGGUUUCGCUCUCGGGGUUAUGGGUGCACCGGAGCUAUAGCAGCGGCAGCGGCAAGCUGGCGACGGGGAAGGGAAAUGGGAGACGGUUGAAGGCGAAUAAUGGUGCUUAUGCUGGUGGUUUCGGGUAUGGGCAUGGGUAUGAUGGGUAUCCGCUCCAAUGGACACAGGGUCUGUGUUCAAGCUCCGGGGCACGGGUGAAGACGACACCGGGUGCUAGAAGCGCUACUUGGUUUAUAAAGGAUCCAACGCGGGUGAUGCCCUCGGAUGUGAUGUCGAAACUACCAAGCCUUCCACAGAGCGACGACAUCUCUCACACUGUCCCUAUCUUACUCGUGACCCCCGCGUUUGCUUCUUGGGUAGUGAACCCCCAUUCCUUCCUACGCGAAUCGAUAACGCACCUUUUCCAAAACACGCGACCCAACAUUUCUGGCGGACACGCUAGCUUUGUCUAUUCCGUGGUAGCGGUCGUAGAUAAACUACCCGUUCCUAGCACAAUUUCAAUUUUACGCGAAGGGAAAAAAUGCGGAGAUAAACUAGCUGGGCAACACGAGUAUGAAGGUAUAUCUCUCUUUCUCGCGGACGGAGAUGCUCUGACGGCCAAGGUGGCCCGGUCGCUUCAAAAUCGUGACAUGUCUACUCCUGAAACGGAACCUACAUUAUCCUACCUGUAUCGUCAAAUACCUACGAAAAGGGAUUCUCCAGUAGUAACCUCAUUCGUGGAAGUUGGCAUUCGACUGGCAAACACCGUCUUCCUGAACGGCAAACCCCGUACAAUGCUUGCCUCGCGCUGGCGCUAUAGCUCACACCCAGACUCAAGCCAUACCUCUCCCACACUAACGCUAGACAAGGAAUAUAAUCUCCUUAGCUGCCAGAUCAACGGUGCAACGAAACCUCACGAAGUCACCGCACGUGUGCCUCUCCGCCCAGUAACGAAGCCGCGGGUAAUAACCACAAGCAUGGGAAAUAUCAUCAGUCAGCUCCGACACCAGGACGAGGGAUCGAGCUCAACAAUACACGCAUCGGCAGAGCUGGAGAAAGCGCUUCCAGCGUAUCUUGAGGCAAAUAACCUACAAAAUCAGCGGGUGGCUGUUUGGGCUCUGGUGCAGCCUGUUUCGCCACAGGACGGGCCCCACGCUGCUUCGGGCAUGCCUGCUGCUGAUCCACUUGUUGUCAUCAAUGAGGGUGCCAGGCUUCACCGUGUAGUGAGCGGAGGAGGCGGGUGGGGUAAAAAGCAAGGACUUCUAUCAUUAGAUCCGGAAUAUAGUUACCAAACCGCCGGAGACGUCGCUUUGGGCUCCGGUCGGGUUCGGCCAGUACAUGAAAUCUUCGAAGAGGCGGCCCCCGGUUCAGAGGCAGCAGCAGAAGUCGAGGAGGACCGUGCGGUGAUGGCGAACCUAUUCGAUGAAGCUGUUCCGGGGUCGAUACAGUUCAAGGAUGGGCGGCUCACGACGGAUCUCUCUGAGAUUGCGAAAGAGGGAGAUACGGUGCAGUUUUUGGUGGCCCCCUUGGAUAGCCUACGGGCUUCUUCAUCGGCGACGGAGAAGGGAAAAAAGACCCCCGCAAUUGAUGCCGGUCAGGAGAAACGAACAAUGCAAGUAUCGUUUGGAGUCAUUCCAUCUUCUGAGGCGGAGUAUGGAGAGGAGAUGUCUGAUACUGAUACUGAUCAAGCCUCUGUGUCUGGUGGCGAUGGUGACGGUGACGGUGGAAUAGUCACUGUACCGAAUUAUUUUGGAGCGCUGUCAGAGAAAAGUUUGGUUUAUUCUAUAUUUAAUGAAAUGGUGUCUGAGAAUGGGAACGAUAGAGUAGGUCCUGGGCAACUGGUGCAUGGGACUAAAAUCGAUGUCCCUGGGUCGAGAAUCAUGAUUGAAAUCUGUUGAGUAAAGGGAAGCCUAGACCCUUUUGUGUACGAUAUCAUAGAAGUGACGAUCUGUACAUGUACAUAUACUACAACCUAUCAAAAAUAAUAAAUAGAUUCUGAAUGGAUA
Molecule: messenger RNA, 2277 nt
Organism: Blastomyces gilchristii SLH14081
Lineage: Eukaryota; Fungi; Ascomycota; Eurotiomycetes; Onygenales; Ajellomycetaceae
Exons: 2
Coding region: 94-2169 (691 amino acids)
Source: RefSeq, a predicted model, not a curated record